UAUGCGUCAAAAUGGUGGCGUUGCCACCAACACACUUCAUGCACUUGGAUUUUCAGGUUUUGCUGAGGGUGAGGCCAUAAUGCCUUAUUGGAGGAGCCUAUACCAUCUGCUGUAUUCAUAUCUGAAAUUGCCUUGAGUCGACAACAAUCUCGGGAGAUCAGGCCUCUAAUUAAUCCUCUGUAAGUGUAAGGAUGUCCCAAUUGAGACGCCUCAGCUCAAAAACUAUAGAUGACUUCACAAAGCUUGGUUACUGUGAGCUACAAAGUGGCCACCUGAACACUGCCAUAGAGGCCUUCAAAAAUGCUCACCGACAUUCAGUGUACCUCAAUGAUGUGAAUACUGAGCAACUCUGUGCCUUCAAUUUGGGAGCUGCUUAUGUUGCUGCCAAGAAACCAAGGGAGGGGUUGGAACUACUUUCAACUGCUGUGCCUCCUUGCAAACAACCAGAAGAAAAACCUAAAGGAGAUGUUUACUACAAUUUCGGGCUUGGUUAUGAAACCAUGGACAAUAUGGAUGAGACGAUAAAAUAUUUCGAACUCGCCCUUGAGGCGUAUGAGGUGGGAAGAAGAGAUGUGCCUACUUCCCGGAAGAUUCUCACUGUUGCUAGGAAACUAGGGUUCUGUUAUGGAAAGAUUGGUAGCCAUUCUCAGGCUGUCAGUCGUCUGAAGAUCGUGACCAAACUCCAGGAGGAAUUAGAAGAGGGUUUCAGGGAGAGAAUUCCUGUGCUGUGUGAGCUCAGCUCUCAACUUGCCGUACUAGACAAGUACCUGGAGGCCUUGCAUUACACCGAUGAGUGCUUUACAUACUGUGGCCAGUUGGAGGACAGUCUCAACAAAGGAGAAAUCUACCAUGACUUAGGGUUGAUCUAUGUGCAUUGCAAGGAGUACUCUAAAGGCUGCUGUUGCUUUGAGCUUGCUUUGCCAUUAGUGAGAACAGUUGAGCCGCGAGGGAAGAAGGAAGCUGCAGUGAUUCAAAAUCUUGGUGCCUGUUAUAAUGCACUAGGCGACUAUCAAAGAGCUGUAGGAUUUCAUGAACAAGCUCUGGAAAGUUAUAGUUGCCAUUUCGAUCAGAGUGGCCAGGCUCAAUGUUUCAACAACCUAGCAUUUGCAUUCAUCAACCUUGGAGAUCUUAAUGGUGCAGAGGAAGCUCAUAUGCAUGCCUUGAGGGCCUCUAUCCAAACAGGCGAUUCACACAACCAGUGGCAGUCCUUAGAAGGCCUCGGUACUGUCGCCUUUAAUAAAGGCCAAGUAGACGACGCCAUCGGUCACUUCAGAGAGUCCGUCAAGAUUCUGGCAGCAUCUGAAGAAAACUAUCCAGCUCAUCAUCGCCUCCUGUCCAAGUAUAGCGACUCGGUGAAAUAUAAGGAUCUGUACGCCGUCCGAUCUGUCCCGCCUCCACCUGUCAUCAAUGCAUCAAUGUCUGUCAACUUUUCUGAGUCAUAUCAAAGGACGGGGAAGUUCUUUGAUGAAGAGAAGGAAAAGGAUAAAGAGACUGUCCAAGAACUGGAGCAUUCAAAAACUAGCAGCAACCUGAUUGACACAGUGUAUGAAGGUUCUGAGACUGAUAGUGUCUUCUCCGAAAUGUCAUCGGAGGGUCUUGAAACCGAAGACAUGUAUCAAACAGAUACAAUGUUGAGGCGAUAUAAGGAACAACAACUUGCAAAGAAGCAGACGUUAACAGGGCUGAGGAAGACCAAAUCUGAGAAUCUCUCCAAUAUACCAAAAGGAAGGAGUGCUGUUGAAGUUGUCAGCAAGUUACUUUCAUCCAGGCCAAAAAGUUUCAGAGCCACUACGAGGAACGAGUACGUCUCCAAGUCCCGCCGUCUUAGGCAAAGCCUCUUGAGGAAAUCGGCUGACCAGGGUUUGCCUCAGUGUGAUUCUGAAUCUGAGGACUCGGCAGACUAUUAUUAUCAAAAAGAGGAUGAAAAAGUAGAACCAGAACAUGCAGAUCGUCUGUCAAUGAUUGCCUCGCAAGGUCAAGUGACAGUGGACUUAGUUGAGAAGAAGGCCAAGUUUGGAAAGUCGCGUAAAUAUAAACCGGUGCCAAAACAGACCCAAGGGCAGCCUUCAAGGAGCAAAAAGCUGUUGAGGAGAGAAGAGGCAGAGUUGAAAUCUCAGAUCGAGAAUGAUGGGUUUCUUCGUGCUUUUAAAGAAAUUGAGAUAGAUGGUGCAGAUGGUGCUGGCAGGAAACGACGUGCUAAAAAGAAGAGGAAAGUUUCUAAGAAUGGCGCGAGAAAGAAGCAGAAAGGAUCAAUGAAUAAGUCUGGGGAUUCGGGUGUCUUUGAGGAGGUCAUUAACCCUGAAGGUGCUGCAGUGCAGAAGAGUGAGCUGCUCUUGGAUCUCUCUCAAUGUACGAACUCCGACUCUGACGACGAUUCGAAUGAAGUCAAAGAAGAGGUUGUGAUUGCAUCGUCUGCUCAAGCUGACCAAAGCGCCCCCAAUACGGAGGCAAUAGAAAGUGACACUAUUGCUGGCAGUAGUCUGACCCAGGUAAAAGAGAAGAACGGUAAACCAGGAAGAGCUUUGCCUCAAAGGAAAAGUAAGAAAGAAAUUUGUGGGAAGUCGACUGAUGUGGUUGAUUCAACAAAACCUGGGGUUGCUAUGGAAACUGAGACGGGAAAUACUGAAGAAUCAGACCAGCAGACUUCGAGAUUCUUGGACAAAGCUGUUCAGACCCCAAGAAGAAAGAAAAGUAUUGUCUGCACCCUCAUGUGAUCUCAAAAGAGCUCAGGACAAUAAAUUAGCUACAGUAGAACCUCCCUUAGCGAACUCAUAACUAUUGAAUUAUUAACUAUUAACUAUUUGAAUCAUGACGCCCACUACUGCUGGCCAAGUGCUGUGGAUAUUUCUGUACUGUUUAUCUUCUGUACUGUUUAUCUUCUGUACUGUUUAUCUCCUGUACUGUUUAACUUCUGUACUGUUUAUCUCCUGUACUGUUUACCUCCUGUACUGUUUAUCUCCUGUACUGUUUAACUUCUGUACUGUUUACCUCCUGUACUGUUUACCUCCUGUACAGUUUAUCUCCUGUACAGUUUAUCUCCUGUACUGUUUAUCUCCUGUACUGUUUACCUCCUGUACUGUUUACCUCCUGUACAGUUUAUCUCCUGUACUGUUUAUCUCCUGUACUGUUUAACUUCUGUACUGUUUAUCUCAUGUACAGUUUAUCUGUUUAUCUCCUGUACUGCUUAUUUCUUAUGAUUUUGAAACUUAUCUUAUUUGCUGAUUAUUUGUCAUAUGUAUACCAAGAAUAAGUACAGUUGUUUUGUUGAAUGUAAAUCUUUAACAGUCAUUGGACACUGUAAAGAACAAUUUGUUCAGAUCUGGUUUAUCAAUGUUUGUCUUGAAACAUAACUUGUAUGUCACAGACAGUCGCUGUUUAAUUGAGGCAUUAAAUUAGGGUACAAUGUUAUCACAUACAGUAGGUGUCAGCCAGUCAUGACAAUUGGGUCAAUAAUGUUCAUGGAACUCGGCUCAUUUAAGCCUAAAAUUAAGCUUCAACUUAGUUAAGUAGUCUACGCUUCACUUGUUAUGAAUCUCACAUCAGAGUUGUAGCUACUUAUUAGUUACGAAAACCACAUUAUAUAGAGAGUUAUUUUUUUCAUGUUUUAUUGAAUGAGAUUUUGAUAUUUUAUUGUAUCAUCUUCAUUUGGCAGGGUCAAUUUGUACACUAGAUCAAGUUCACGAAACUCAUAUUUUCACUGUUACAAAGUUAAGAAAGGUUAGAGAAAUAGGCAGUAAGUCUAUCUGAUCUGAGUAUAUUAUCUCCAUGAACCUAUUGUAAUGUACUAACUGGUAAUGUUAUUGGUAGCUAAAUCUUUUGGUUGGAUUAAACAAAAUAUUACUGAAAUUACAUGACCAAGCAAAGAUACAUUUUAUUCUAUGAAAUUAUUUGUACAUUAUUUUAUGUUGAUUUUAUCAAUUUUAAUGGACCGACAUUGUUAUCAUGUUGACGUAUCAUAAUAUUGCACAAGAAAUAAAAUU
Molecule: messenger RNA, 3980 nt
Organism: Lineus longissimus
Lineage: Eukaryota; Metazoa; Nemertea; Pilidiophora; Heteronemertea; Lineidae
Exons: 10
Coding region: 192-2714 (840 amino acids)
Molecular function (GO): protein binding
Source: RefSeq, a predicted model, not a curated record